Sycon ciliatum is the source of this 4281-nucleotide messenger RNA. RefSeq names its product neurofilament heavy polypeptide-like. Bases 509 to 3655 code for a protein of 1048 amino acids. The transcript is spliced from 14 exons. The record is from RefSeq and is a predicted model, not a curated record. Gene Ontology annotation, molecular function: protein binding. NCBI's taxonomy places the organism in Eukaryota, Metazoa, Porifera, Calcarea, Leucosolenida, Sycettidae.
UCCAUCGGGGUGCUCAACAUCCACGAAGAAGGCAGUUCCUGAGGGCUCGGUAGAUCUACAGUGGCUAAACUAUGCUGGGCGUAUUACGGUGAUACAUAUUCCCGCUGCAUCAACUAACUUACUUCCCUGCAGCACCGGACAAUCCGUGUGUAGAUCUACGAUCCGUGCAUUUAUCCAGCAUAGCCUUUCGAGAGACGUGCCGAAGUAGAAUCCACUCACUGACUGGCAGACAUACGAAGUGCCCAGGUCCUCUUCUCCAUGUUCGCAUAGCUCAUGCGACGUCAGUGUGUUCAACGAAGGCAGGAUUUUCCUACGUCCGCCAGCAUUCAGGGUUCCUUCAAAGAUUGGACGCUCAGACUGAAACGAGUAACAGGUUCAAUGAUCGCUUUCAAGCGAGCACAGUAUCAAAAGGUACAGGAUUGAGAGAACUAAUCGUAAAGCUAGAAAAAAGCCCAGCGAAGGAAAACAGAUUCAGUGAGUUGCUGCUCAAAGUGGCCUGGACUGAAGAAUGGCGGGCAAGGACCGCACCUUCAACCUUGGUAUGACUAUCACGGCUCCACCCGAGAAGCACCAAGGCACUGCUACACCAUCCGUGUCCGCGGAGCCAACGCCCGUGAAACGGGAGAACAGAAAAUCGCGAAGACAGCGAGAGAAGUCGAGCCAAUCCUCUGUUGAGUCCCCUGUUCAGAGCCCGGUCGAAGGCGAGAAAAGCGUCGGCUUUCUGCGACGAUUGUUCACCAGACGCGGCAAGUCACGUCCCGCAUCUUCCGUUCCGGCAGAAGCUCAUCUACCAUCGGCAAGUCAACAUACAGUUCCGCAGCAGCAACAGCAGCGCCCUCAAACUCAAAGCCAACAGGCUGUGAAACUCGCGGUAGCUCCCAAUGAAGCGCCGUGUCCAAGCCCACGGCUUGCGAACAGGCUGCGUCCGUCAGCAAGUGCAAGCGCCAUUUCGCCGACGAUACCGGGACCUGGGAUCGGCGAAACUCGUACGACUGCCGAAGUGACUCCCGGAGCAUCGACCGCUACUCCAUCCUCGGGACAUGUAGCUAACAGCGGAGCACCGCAGCAGCAGAAACAACAGUUGCUGCUGACACCGCAGAAUGUGCUGGGAAGCAAUCAGAUGACGCGGUCCGUGUCCGAAGGAACGAUGCCCUCGCCUUCUGUUCGUCGUAUUGGCCCGCAUCCGGUUAUCUUGAUGGUGAAGGCGGUGAAGAACGUGCGAGAGAAGAACAUCGACCCAACGGUGGACCUGCGGCAAGUUACAGUGCGUGGCGAAGGUCAGCAGGACUUCGGCAUGGCUCUGGCUGGUGUUAACCCUGUGCUCAUCAUGAAAAUAACAAAAGGUGGCCCAGCUGAUGCUGCUGGCCUUCGCACCAAUGACAUGAUAGUCUCAGUGGCCGGGAAAAGCUCUACAAGAUGCACGCACGCUGAAAUCACCACACUAAUGAAGAAAGCCAGUCAUGCGAUGCCGCACACCAGAUCACAGACCGACACCCCUCCGGCUCAAGUGCAAACUCAGGCCCAGCUAAAGACCGCGACCUUGCCUGUGAGAAUCGGUCCAUCACCACGGCCCUCGCCCCGAACAAGCACAUCAAAGAUGCAGACCUUGCCUAUUGGUAAUGCUAGCCUGGUCUCGGAGCUGAAGGAUAACUUGCGCAAAUCACCUCGGCCCAGCUCGGCCAAGGAACAUGUUGUCAAACCAGUACCAGUUGUUAUUAACGUUGUUUCUGAGCCGGAGAUGCAAGACAAGCCAACAACUGCUGUGGUCGCCGCAGAUUCCAUCGGCACCGAUGCAGAGGAUGGCGCUGAUGGAGCGGGUGCCAUUGACGAUGACGUGAUGAAACGCUUGGAGGAGGCUGCUGACCUGAUUGCAGAUGUCGCCCUGGCUGAUAAGCCGGAGAAACCGCCCAAGCGCCGACAAUCGGAAGAUGCUUUGGUGGUUCCAUCUCCCUGGGAAACAUCAAAGAAGGAAAAGCCUCCAGGGUCAGCCCCAUCGUCGCCCAGCAGCAGUCGCCGCCAAAUAACGAAGGAGAUGUCGUUCGAAGAGAUGGCCGAAUUCAGCAAGAGCGCCCCGACGACGCCGGGAACUCAGCGCAAGAGCAAGCUAAAGCGCAGCUCCUCGUCCAAGGGCAGUGCAUUCAUUGUUGAGCACAAGUCUGGUCGGAUGGUCAGCGUCGCCGCCAGAAGGUCGAUCCUUGCCACUGGCUCUCCGGACCCGGAGCAGGACGAGGACCAAGAGCGAAAGAAGGUACAGCUCCUAGAUGACUUCGAGGUCAGUACCGAGCAAACACUCGACUUAGAGGUCGCCCUCGGCAAGGCCAGUAAGAAGCUGACUUCCCGCACCAUGAGCACUGACAGCGACACAGCUGCCAGUCCCGAGAUCACACUCACACCGCCGCAUGCCGCGUCUCCUAGAUCCUCGGUGAGCGAGCUGCCCGCAAAGAAAGACUCCAAGAUUGCCGAUCUCCAACAGGCACUGAUGACAUCGCCAGGAAAGUUCAGUGGCGGCUAUCACAAACCAGGUACGAGUACAAGUCUGUCGAGGCCACAAUCGCCGGAGGUGCUAGAAGCACCUGCAGUCGUAACCCCAAGCAAGAAGACAUCCUUGCCAGCUCAACCCAAGAAGGAGGAGAAGAGGCCUCCACAGCGAAGCAAGAGUGUGAAAGUGUUUGGCAGGAAGUCAUCAUCCUCCGAUUUCGAUGCAUUGCUACCAACCACGGGGCCAAGCCUUGGCCUGCAGGUCGGCCAUGCCAAACGUGACAUAGCCCGCGGCAGGAGCGUUCGAAAACCGUCGCGUCCCAGAUCCGUUCAUUCGCCGGAUGAGCCGAAAGGCUCGGAAGACCUUUUCGUGACCGACGUGCCUGAAUCGCCCAAGAAAGACGCCAAGGAUAACAUGCGGGAUGAGCAAGAGCCGAAGAGGAAGCAAGGGAUGUGGGACGUCAACCUUUCUUCAGCUCAGCCAACGGUGGGCAGUUCAGAGAAAUUGUCCGGCAACUCGCUCGGCGUCAAUCUGGUGGUUCAAACGCGCCUUCAGAAUGGCUCGCCGGGCCGCAGUCCAAGCAGACGAGUCAAGCAUGUGCCAUCGGCUGACCUUGUGGCACAAGCACAGAGCACGCUCAACUCUUCUCCUUCAAAUUCAGCCGCUCGCUCUCCGGGGAAAGCGUCCCCGUACAAACGCUCCCGCUCCGUACCGAUGCUUGACAGCGCUGCUGAUGACGAACCGAUUACAGUGAUUGAUGAUGAGCCACCUGUAGCUGCUGCUGCUGCUGCUUCCGCUACCGCUGCCGCUACAUCUCUUCCUCCGCAGUCGGCAGGGGUAGCAGGUUUGCCGAAGCGACGCGUCAAAACGGUGGGUACGCCAGUGAAGCAGCUCGAUGUGUCCGAGUCGCCUUCACUGGCACGCACAGCCAGGCUAGCCGAGCCGCAGUGGGUCGCAGUGGCUCGAGGCAGGGCAGAGCGCCUAAAGAGUCAGCCUGACGAACCAUCUGCGCCAGAAGAAGCAGUUGAUGCGGCGCCGGCCAGGAAGCUAUCUGCGAACCCAGCGGUGGGGUUGAAGCCUGCAAAGACGAAGAAGCCGUCAGUGGAAGCAGCGCCCCAAGCAGUGGCUACGCCGGACUGGGUGGCCCUGGCCAAAGCCAAGCAGAAAGUGACCUAGAUGCAAUCCACCGUGGUGCAGAAUGACACUGUGACCUUGAAAGGCGAAUGGUCAGCAUCCAGCAUUCCCCUGCCCGUGCAAAGAGAAUUUCUAAUGGCCAGCGCACACGCCCGUUGAACUAUGGGACACACUGACAGUAAUGAGUCUACUAAUGACUGGCUCAGCUCAGCAACACUACUGCCAUGUUGCUGUAACCAAAGGGUGGUGUUUAUUGUGCUGAAUGCAUGGUCUGGACAGCCACACAUUCAGGGAGCUGUAAAAACGACUCUCUGCACAUAUUAUUAUCAUUAAUUUUUUUAUCUGGCAUUGAGAUAUUUCUUUGUAGUUUUGCAGUAGUUUCAUUGACAACAGCUGUCCUGACUGCCACUGCCAGCAUGCAAAAAGCAGCGACACAACGUGCACACACAUCUUGGCUCUUUCCCAAGUCGCGUCACAGAAAGUGCCUUGUGCGCAGCGAUAUUAUUUCGUAGAAGGCUAGAUCAAAAUUUCUCCUCGCACAGGCCUAUGCAGUAAGAUUUCAUGGCUGUAUGCUAGUGCAUGGGACUUGCCGUUUUUCUUCUUCGUGUUAAAACUUCUUUACAACAAACCUUUCUAAGAAUUUCAAAAGAAUUCUUUAUUACAAACAA